GUCAGAGUCUCCUUACUUGUGGGUGGCCCUUGCAAUGUUGGUCCCGGCAUGGUCGUGGGCGAGGAGCUGGCCGAGACCAUCCGAUCUCACCUGGAUCUCCAGAAGGAGACACCGAAUGCCAAAUACACCAAGAAAGCCUUGAAGUUCUAUGCCUCGCUUGCCUCAAGGGCCGUCGCUUGUGGCUUCGCUGUGGAUAUUUUCGCUUGCUCUCUGGACCAGGUCGGCUUGUAUGAGAUGAAAGUCAUCCCAGACAAAACCGGCGGCUUCAUGGUAAUGAGCGAUUCCUUCAGUAUGCAUGUCUUCAAGGACUCCUUCCGAAAGGUCUUUGAUCCAGAUGAGACCGGAUAUCUCAAGUUGGGCUUUAAUGCGAAGAUCGAGGUUUUCACUUCCAGAGAGUUUAAAUGCUGCGGUGCAGUGGGCGGCUUGUCGUCUUUGGGCAAGAAGGGCCCAUGCGUUGCAGAGACGGAGAUUGGUGAGGGGAACACCUGCCAAUGGGUGGUGGGUUCCUUGGACCGGAACACGACCAUCGGCUUCUACUUCGACAUUGCCAACCAGCAGGCGAACUCGGUGCCACAGGGAAAGCAAGCCUUUUUGCAGUUUCAGACUUGCUACCUGCAUCCCAGUGGCCGGAAGCGCCUGCGGGUGACCACAGUGUCCAACCGCUUUUCGGAUGCACAGAUGACAGACAUCCAGCCAGGCUUUGACCAGGAGGCAGCAGCCGUUCUGAUGGCCCGCUAUGCCGUUUUCAAGUGUGAGAAUGAGGACCCGCUGGAUGUCCUUCGAUGGGUUGACAGGAUGUUGAUUCGCCUAGUCUCCAAAUUUGCGAACUUCCGCAAGG
Durusdinium trenchii is the source of this 838-nucleotide messenger RNA. The record is from the annotation of a GenBank genome assembly. Lineage: Eukaryota; Dinophyceae; Suessiales; Symbiodiniaceae.